AUGAUUGAUCUGGUUCGAGAGACACGCCUACCGUCUCAUUCAGAAUUCUCUGGAUUCGGUAAUUCCAGUGGCAUUGCUCUCGAUGUCUUAGGGAGUUUACGUACUCAAUGGUUGGAAGAUUUCAAUUGGGGUCAUGAGGAAGCGGCUCUCAACAAAUACAACCAUUUCACUGUCGAAAUUGAAGGAUUAACUAUCCACUACAUUCAUCAGCGAGCCUCCGACGAAAGCUCAAUUCCCCUCCUGCUCAAUCAUGGCUGGCCAGGAUCGUUUUUAGAAUUCUUGCCUAUUGUUAAUGAGCUUACAGAAAAAAGCAAAACAUCCAAGGGGCGACCUGUCUCAUUUCACGUGGUAAUUCCUUCACUGCCAGGGUUUACUUUCUCAUCGCCACCGCCUGCAAACUGGACUAUAGACGACACAGCGCGUGUAUUUAAUACUUUGAUGCGCGAAGUACUGGGUUAUGAUCAGUUUGCCACCUUUGGAACAGACUGGGGUUGUGCGCCAGCCUACAGCCUCUAUGACAAUUUCAACACAUCAACGCGAGCUGCUCAUUUUUCAAUGCUUCCAUUUUAUCCCCUUAGCUCCACGGAACUAGCCGCACAGAAUAUCACCUUAUCUUCUCCAUUGCAGCAGUUCGAACAGCAAAGGUCUAUGGACUGGUUAACUUCCGGAAACGCCUACUUCUCAGAGCAGACUACAAGGGUAACGUGCAAGUCAUCUUCAAAGGAAAAGAUGUGA
Molecule: messenger RNA, 735 nt
Organism: Trichoderma atroviride IMI 206040
Lineage: Eukaryota; Fungi; Ascomycota; Sordariomycetes; Hypocreales; Hypocreaceae
Source: RefSeq, a predicted model, not a curated record